AUGGCCUCCAGUGUCCCUGUCUCUGGUCUUCCCCGGUCCCUCCCUCCCCUUCCUCCGGGGCGUGGCCCUACCUGCGUCCCCUGUGUCGAGGGGCGGCUGCGGGCUGCCCCUCACUCCUCCCAGUUUCCUCCGACAAAGACCCCGCUGCAGACGCUUCACAUGGACGUGUGGGGCCCGGCCCGCGUCCGUGGACAGGGUCACGAGCACUACUUCCUGCUGGUGGUUGACAACUGCUCGCGUUACACCAGAGUCUUCCCCUUGCGUAGCAAGGGUGAUAUCACUGAGGUGUUGAUCGACUGGAUCCGCCCAGCUCGUCUCCAGCUCAGGCGGAGCUUCGGCUCGGACUUUCCUGUUCUGCGUCUGCACUCUGACAGAGGCGGAGAGUUCUCCUCUGGCCUUUUGCGAGCCUACUAUCGUGCACAAGGCAUCCGCCAGACCUUCACGCUUCCGGAAUCUCCACAGCAAAAUGGGAUUGGUGAGCGCCGCAUUGGCAUGGUCAUGGACGUCGCCCGUACGUCCAUGAUGCAUGCGGCUGCCCCCCAUUUUCUGUGGCCGUUUGCGGUUCGGUACGCGGCGCAUCAGAUCAACCUUCACCCCAGGGUCUCCAUGCCGGAGACCUCCCCAGCUUUGCUGUGGACGGGGAAGGUUGGCGAUGCAUCUGCGUUCCGUGUCUUGGGAUCUCGGGCGUUUGUCCGCGAUUUGUCUGCGGAGAAGCUGUCCCCUCGUGCUGCUCCUUGCGUCUUCCUUAGCUUCCCCCCUGACCCGCCACGGUGGGAGUUCUACCACCCCACCUCUCGCCGUGUUCUGUCCUCCCAGGACGUCACGUUUGACGACUCGUUCCCCAACUACCGCCUCUUCCCCUACCGCACUCCGUCCCUCCCCCCACCACCGCUCUUCCUUGUGUCAGGUCCCCCUUCGGUAGACCCCCUCACCCCUCAGGGUCCUACCCCUUCAGGUGUGUCCCAGGUAGACGUAGUCGAGCCUGUCGAGGUUACUGGUGACUCUGGUGCUGCUGAGGGUGGUGAGCCUGGGGGUGCUGACUCUGGGGGUGCUGAGCGUGUGGGUGCUACGCCUUGGGGUGCUGAGCCUGAGGAUGGUACUACUUGGGGUGCUGAGCCUGGGGGUGCUACGCCUGGGGGUGCUGAGCGUGGGGGUGCUACGCCUGGAGGUGCUGAGCUUGGGGGUGCGGAGCCUGAGGGAGCUGGGCCUUCUCGUGUGGCGUCUGACGGUGCUGGGCCUGGAGGUUCUCCGGGUGCUUCGUCUCGGUGGGAGCCACUCUCUCGACAGGAUCAGCGCGAGUGGUUUGCCCGGCGCUGGAGGCGUUCUGCUGGAGCUGGAGGUUCUUUGGCUGCUGAGGGUGCUGGUGCCGCGGGUCCCAGAGGUGCUCGUACUGGGAGUACUGGAGCUGCUGGGCCUGCGGGUACGACUGGAGGUGGAGGUGCUGAGGGUGUUGGCGCUGAGGCUACUGCUGUCGGUCCUGGAGGUGGUCCUGCUGGGGGUGCUACUUGUGCUGCUGGAGGUAUUGGAGCUGGAGGUGCUGCUGGUGCUGGUGCUGCCGCUGGGGGUACUAGUGCUGUCCCUGCUGUGUCUGGAGUCGCCGCGCGGCCUCGGCCGUACUUCGUUCCGCUCCUUCAGCAGGUUCUUGGUCUCCCGCCUUCUACUGGUCCUCCUCCUCCCUUCGAGUGUCCACAGCCUGUCCCGUCACAGUUACAGUUACAGCCGGCCUCCCCACUACCUGCUCCUUCUCCCUACACUGGUCCUACUGGAGGUCUUGCUGAGCGUCGUGAGCCUGCGUCUCGCCCUGCGUCGCUUGUCCGUCCUGCUCGCACCAGUGGUCGUGGUUCGCGUCAGCGUCCUCCUCCUGUUCCUGGCAUGCACCAGAUGUUUCUACGUCCGUCCACUUCUCCUCUGCGUGCCCCUUUGCCUUCUCCUCCUGAGUCCUCUCUUCCUGCUCUUGCCGCCCCGGAGUCGGACUCUCCUCGUGCUGCCAGUCCUACUGUCACGCGUCUCCUUGCUACUGUCGUCACUGACCCUUCCUUUGAGUCCACAGCUGCGUGUGCUCUUGUUGCUGAGCUCGUCGACUUUGCUGCUCGUUGUCGCCUAGACUACGCUGCUAGUCUUGUUGCUGAGUUUGAGUCAGUCUGUCCUCCGUCCGUCGGGGGAUGCACUUGA
Closterium sp. NIES-65 is the source of this 2172-nucleotide messenger RNA. The record is from the annotation of a GenBank genome assembly. NCBI's taxonomy places the organism in Eukaryota, Viridiplantae, Streptophyta, Zygnematophyceae, Desmidiales, Closteriaceae.